Molecule: messenger RNA, 429 nt
Organism: Leptosia nina
Lineage: Eukaryota; Metazoa; Arthropoda; Insecta; Lepidoptera; Pieridae
Source: the annotation of a GenBank genome assembly
AUGAUUCGAUUCAUUUUGAUCCAAAACCGAGCAGGUAAAACUAGAUUAGCAAAGUGGUACAUGAAUUUUGAUGAUGAUGAAAAACAGAAGCUAAUUGAAGAAGUUCACGCUGUUGUUACUGUAAGGGAUGCUAAACAUACAAACUUUGUAGAGUUUAGAAACUUCAAAAUUGUGUACAGGCGUUAUGCUGGAUUAUAUUUCUGCAUUUGUGUGGAUGUCAAUGACAAUAAUCUGUGCUAUUUGGAAGCAAUACACAAUUUUGUUGAAGUACUGAAUGAGUACUUCCAUAAUGUGUGUGAAUUAGAUCUGGUCUUCAAUUUUUAUAAGGUGUACACAGUAGUUGAUGAGAUGUUCCUUGCUGGUGAAAUACGAGAAACAUCACAGACCAAAGUAUUAAAGCAACUGCUUAUGCUCAAUUCUUUAGAGUAA